This is a messenger RNA of Phanerochaete carnosa HHB-10118-sp, 350 nucleotides long. RefSeq lists its product as uncharacterized. The record is from RefSeq and is a predicted model, not a curated record. The transcript has a single exon. The coding region runs from base 161 to 343 and encodes 60 amino acids. NCBI's taxonomy places the organism in Eukaryota, Fungi, Basidiomycota, Agaricomycetes, Polyporales, Phanerochaetaceae.
GGCUCUGUUUCCCUUAACUGUAGGCGGCUCAACCGGCUUACGAUUCUCAGUGAUAGAGGUAAUCCAAGCAGUCCUCUUGCAGCUUAUUAUCACCAGCAUAGAUGUUAUUCUCAUGCUGCGUGGUACACACCCCCUAGUGUGGCGGCAUUAGAGAUUGAUUAUGUUGCCUCCAGUGUACAUCCCAUGUAGCAAGGAUCGUACAUUACUCGCCGUACUAUCCGUUCUGUUCGUCGCCGAGCUGUCGGGGCUUUCGUGCAUCUACGCCACUGUCAUAUUCAACUUCAGCCUCGACGACAAGUAUUUUAUGACUUCCGCCUCUCUAUUCUUUAUAGCGUAUUGGUAAGCUCAGC